Messenger RNA from Misgurnus anguillicaudatus (oriental weatherfish), 1384 nucleotides. The record is from RefSeq and is a predicted model, not a curated record. Lineage: Eukaryota; Metazoa; Chordata; Actinopteri; Cypriniformes; Cobitidae.
AUACACAAAACCAUUAAUUGCAUGUAACUAUAUGAUAUUUUGGGGAGGUUGGUCGGAUUGGGUUUGAUUGAUGCGGAGUAAAAAACUUUAAAAACUAAUGUCUGUAAAAUAAUUGGGUGCUGUCACAAAAUUGUGACAUUUGAGUUUGCACUCUUGAUCCAUACUCAUCGAUUCUUGCACGAAAUUAAAAUGUCAAAAUCUGCCAAGGGGAUGGUUUAUUUAUUGUGUCAAAACAAAUCCUUUUGUCUGUCAUAAAAAGUACAUUUAAAGGACAUUAAAAAGUAUUGAUUUUAUGUCAAUAAAUAAAAUUCCUGCAUCUUGCUUCUACUUUUUGCGCAGAUAAAUUAUUAUUAGGCUAUUAUUAUUAUUACUAUUACUAUUAAUAAUAAUAACUUUUAUUAUUAUUAUUACUUCUAGUACUGCUUUAGGAGUAAUAGUAGCAGAGUAUUGGUUAUGUCGAGUUACUACAGUGGCCAGUGUGCCUUGGGCGCUCUGUAAUCGGAUCACACCUUGUUGCGGUGUUUAGUGUUGUCCACCAAACUCAACAGGCGCGGCCUUUAUUUGGCACUUUUCUCGUGUUUAAAACACUGGUUUCCUACAUAAAGCAAACUAUUGUCUCUUCCUGUCUGUUUUCAACACAUUAAGAUUUUGCCAAGGAAUAAGGAUAGGCUAUUUGCAGAUCUGUGAAGAUAGGUAAGAAGUUGAAUGACUCCAUCCAUCUCUAUAUAAUAUGCCACCCACGAGACUUAAAACGAAUGCUGAUACGAGAAUCCUGAACAAGAAACCAACUACAGCCGAAAAACCGACAGUCAGAACAAAAGAUACCGGCGGUCACCGAAAGUUAAGGGCAUCAAGCUGCCCAUCUCCAUAUGAUACUGAACACAAAUCCAAUGCAACGGAGAGGACAAGCCAAAAGAUGAAACCAUCUGAGACAAAAUCAACUGCAACUGUUGCACUUAAGGAACAACAAAAACCAAAAGCUCGUGCGCUUUGUAAAACGAACAGUCAAAGAGCAUUUACUGUCUUCACACCAAACCCCAGGAAAAGACAACAUUCAGCAAAGUUUGCAGCAGCAGAAUUGGCGGCCCUGGAGGAGCUGCGCUUGAGUCGCAUGGGUUACAUUUCCAUCUCUAGCACCGUGGGUGGAUGUUCAACUCUGGAGGAGGUCAGGGCAAAACAACAACAAGAAAUGCAAAUCAAGAGGAGACAAAAACAGGUUAAGAAACAUAUUUUACAACCUUCUCCACAUGUUCAAGAAUAAAAGUUAUAAUACUAAAUCUACAAAUAUAAUAUAAAGACAAUUAUAUUUAUUAUAUUUAUAAAUAUUAUUUUUUUCUCUGGUUUAUUUUAAAAGUGCUGCUAAUCUCAGAUCAUUUUCUAAUAU